Porites evermanni is the source of this 6995-nucleotide messenger RNA. The record is from the annotation of a GenBank genome assembly. Lineage: Eukaryota; Metazoa; Cnidaria; Anthozoa; Scleractinia; Poritidae.
AUGAGCACUCAAGAGGGAAGAAAAGACCAAAUACUGAAGGGAUUCAAAUUGUAUCCUUUUUAUGACUGAGAGAUUAUGUAUGCAAGUUUAGAUGUAAGUUUUUAGAUUGGCUAUAAGCUUAUCACAUCCUCUUCAACCUUAAUGUAAAUUUGUUGUUAAUAUGAUAUAAAUUUACUUGAUCAAGUUGACUUCAGCCGCGUCGGAGGAUUAAUGCGGUCGGUUGGUGAUAAUUUGAGCGUUUGGGAAGUAAAGUUCGAACUUGCAUAUGUUUUGAACUGGCACCCAAGAACUUUCUGCAAGCGUACCGAGGUUGUUUAUGUGCCAGUAAUUUACUGUCUCUUAUUCUAUUCCAGUAUUGUAACAAGAGUUGUAAGAAUAUUACUAUUUUUACUGUAUAUAUGUAACUUUUUUGCAAUUACAUUAAGCUUUAAUCCAACUAAGAACUAAAACAAUUUCAUCUUACUCUGUCGAGUGCUUAGCUAUUUUCCAUGUUGUUGCGUUUGUAAGUUAUAUGCAACGGUGAAAAUUCAGCGAUCGAUUAGAUUACUAAGACAGACUUAUCACGGCCGAACAGGAUUUUUUGUGUGUCUUUUUAUAUUGAAAUCAAGUAAGUGAGAUUAAUUGAUUUUGUACAGUUCGGACGCAAUACCAGGUGAAUCUAGUUAUUUAUUUACUUUCAGUAGUUGUUUAGACAAGACUUAAUAAAAUUUUAACUUUUUUCAGCCUCAUUAGAAAUGAAUUAUCCCUGAAUGAAAAGAAGUAAGAAAAAUUGAUUAUGGCAAUUUUUUAAUCUUGGUUGGACCAAGUAGAUAAGACUUGAUUAUUGCUUGUGUUUCUUGAGUGAUAGAAUCCACCCGGUCCGAUAUCUUAUGCAAACUAAGUUUUGUCAAGCUGUCUGAGUUUCAAAGCUCUAGUCAGGAAUCUCCUUAAUAAAGGCUUACAAGCAUGUAUUCAUGUAUUUGUUAUGUAAAAAAGUAAGGUAUCAUGGUGCAAAGAAAGUCAGUUUUACAGCUUGCCAUUUGGGCAAGUUGUUGCUAGUGUGCACUAGCCCAAGAGUCAUUUUAACUAGGCCAAAAAAUUUUGUGAUAAGUAGCAUUGAUUACAGUUCUUCUGUAAUUUCAAUUUCUCAAAAAACUUCACUCGCCCUUUUGGCAAGAACAGAAUUUACCAGCCUGAUUGCAAAAUCCAUUAGCCCCAGGCUAACAGACACGACUUUCUUUGCACACUGGGUAUCAAAUUCCAUCUCGUGAUUAAUGGCAGCAAGUUAUCAAUGUUAUGGGGGCGUGAUAUGGGUUUAUACUUCCUUAUUCUUGUGUUGUUUUUUUUGGAUAACUGGGUAAGUGAUCACUGAUUGGCUCAGAGAACAAUACUGUGUUCUCUUGCCUCAAGGGAAUAAUAACUAUUAUUAGUUUGAAAUGAUUCCAAUAAUAAGUCUGUAGUGCCAUUGGUUUGUAAACUGAUGCAGAAUGACAGCUACAUAACUGGUUUUUUUUUAAGUUUUGGAGAUAAAACAGCUUUCAUUUACAGUAAGAUUAAGCAUUCAAUGGUUUAAUCCUUUACAAUAAUGCAGAAACUGGAUGAAUCUUCGUGAUGCGGAUAAUGGAAAAGUACUGUGGCAAGGAAGUGAUGACUUGUAAGAUUGCUUACUGUAAAACUAACAAUUUCAUGAACACUGGAAUUAUAGGCAAAUUAUGAUGGUGUCAUGACCAGUCACAUUAGAGAUCUAAGACACAUCAAAAUUUGAACAACUUAUAAUGCUUGCAAUUUAGUUAUCUCACACCUGAUAUGCUUUUUCACUGUUACAAACACAUUUCAUUUUUAUGGUAGUUUCUCGGUGGUGCAAACGGGUGCAAUCACUAAAUGACAUGAUAUGAAAGAUUGAAAAGACAGUGGAAAAUACCAGCAAACACGAAAGCGAACCAACAUACUUUUUGCAACACUAAAAAAUACCCAGUUUUAUCUUCAGUUAUUUUUGUUAUCUCUGCAUCCUGCAUCCCUGACGUAUAAAAAUCCUUAAAGAUGCAAAAUAAUUCAUGGCAUGCGUCCUGUAGGACGUAAAGAUCGAUUGAUCGGUCUGAACAUGUGUAUUUGUAGAAAUAUCAGGCCCGUUUGUGUAAUUUCUGAGGCAGUUAUUAUGGCUGUUGUUUAAUGAUGCAUGUUUUGUUUAGUCUUUGUUUUGCUUUUAAAUAGAAGGACUAUAUUAUAAUUUCAGUAUACUGUAAUACAAAGUUUUCAGAUUAACUGUCUGGUUACAUAAAGGCCCAAGCAUUUUCAAUUUCGGGCUCUUUUUUUUUUAACUGGGACUUCUUGGUUCUGGACUGGGACUCAUGAUUUUUAACAAGAUGAGUCCCAGGACUCACCAUAACUAUUUGUAACAAAAUCACUGUAUCUUCGAUGUUCAUGGUUUGCCUAGUAUGGUAGUAACUGACCGAAUAGACCCUUUCACAUUGUUUUUUUCAACUUUGAAUAAAGAGCAGUAAGCAAAUGUUCAUCUGGUCCCAGUUGUUAAAAAGGUAGAUCAUGCUAUCCACGAGAUAAAUCUCUAUCCACUGGAUAGUGUUUUAUCCAGUGGAUAGUGCUAUCCAACGUUUUAGCAACCCAGGCCAGCUCUAUUGUAUUGGGUAACUUACCAAGUUUAAAGCUGAUACUUCCAAAGAGAGAAAGAUUCUGAUCCACAAAGUUGUAAAAUUUUACAGACAUUUGUAUCGUGGGGGCACGACCUUGUCCCCCAUCGAGCAAACAUCUGUAAAAUUCUGCGACUUUGAAGAGCUAUAUCUUGGUUAGUUUUCAACAACUCACUUUAAAACUUGGCAGUCUUUCCAGCCAUGUUGACAGAUUUUCACUUAGUAACUGGUCCCAAUCAAAAGUCAAAAAAACCAUAAAAGGGUAUAUUAAAUGGGUUAAAUAAAGCAUUAUGCUUCACUGAGCAUCAAAUUCUACUUCCUCAUUUUUUUGAGCUGUGAUGCCACCGGCCCUUGUUCCCCAUUCUUUAUGUUGUCAUUUGUACUUUACCUAUUUACUCCCAGAAAGGGCCAAAGUCAAAAUUUCAGCAAAAUUCCCAAAUUUUAUUUUCUAAAAUGCUGGAAAUGAAUUAGGGCCAUGUGAAAGCACUGCCAAAGAGGUUUCAUUUGAAUGGUCACAUAACAGGAUAACAUCCACAGACUCAAAAGUUCAAACGGCCUUGCAAGUCUCCACUGUUCACUCUGAAACUAAAGGGUUUAAUCUCUCAACUAUCUUGUUUAUUUGUAGGUCUGUCCCUGGGCAAGAACAUGAAGGUAUAAUAUUUUAGCAUUAGGCACUGUGAGACAGAGGUGUUCUUUUGUUUGUCAUGAACAACAAACCUCUAAAUGUUACUAAGAUGACUUCAAUAUUGUAACCUUUGUUUUGAGGGUCGCUUUGUUUCCUCUGGUUUUAAGUGUGUGGUUGAUCUAGUUUUUGCCAAUCUCUAGGCUGCCAUGGCUCACCUUCGUAGUUCCUUUCUUUGAUGUUCUAACUGAUGCCUUUUGCUGUGCUUAUGAAAGGGCCAUGUUUAAAGUGAGAGUUUGUGUUUACCAUGGCGGGAUUAGCUCAGUCGGUAGAGCGUUUGAUUGCAGAGCAGGAGGUCGCGGGUUCAAUUCCCGGGGCCGGACCAUUACUCAGGGUCUUAAAAUGACUGAGAAAUGAAGGUACUUCCUUUGCACUGCAAGCGGCGAGACCUUCGCGUGGCUCAGAUGACCACAUAAAAUGGCGGUCCCGUCUCCAUUAGGAGACGUAAAAAUAGUGUCCCCAAUUAGCACUUUCGUGCUAAAUACAUUGACACUCAAAUAAAGUGCAUUUUUUUUUGUUGUUGUUGUUUUCUUUUAUAUUCAUGCCUGUGGGGUUCCUCAUUUAAGCAGUUGCUGUUACUAAUUCAUUUACAGCAAGAGUACCUAAAAAGAUUCUCAAGUGUAAGGCUGUGUCAAGAGAGCUCAACUUCUCCUCCGAACAAGAAAUGACAAAAUUCAGAUUGGAACAAAAAGUGAUGUUCAAAGGAAAGUGUUUAGAAGGUAAGAGAUAGUGUGUGAAAAACAUGUCUAAAUGCAAUUGCCUGUACUCUAAUUAUUUCUUUCUUUCUCUCUUUGGUGUAAGGAUUUUGCUGUUUUAUUGUUAUUCAGCCCCUUGUGGUUAGUUUGUGAACCUAUUGGUGCCUGUACUUAAUAUUACCGUUUUUAUUAAAACAACGGCGCUGAGAAAAUGCUUUAUAGUUUUGUGAUGCUAAAGGUAGGCACCUUGUCAUUUUCAGUGAGGACAAUUUUUUUAAAGAAUAACAGGAACCACUUUCUACAUAACUUGCCCACUGUGUGGAAACUGCUCAAUGAAAUGAAUCUGCUACCGCUUGUGAUGUCAUCGGUUUUAGUGGUCAAGGACAACUUUGCCAACUAACUUGUGAAGAGUGAAGACAUCUUUCAAACCAUACCAGAAUGAGCACAAUUCAGUCAAGGACACCAGAGAAAAAGGCAAAAAACCAUGUAACAUUGACCUGCAAAUUUCCAUAAAAAUGUUGUUCCACCACCUACCUACCUUUCCUUUCAUCUAAUCCUAAGAUCCUAAAAGCUUUCCUAAAAACUUUUCGCACCAAAAUGAAGCCUGCUAAAUGCGCAGCAAGAGAAAAAAAAUGGGGCAAGGAAAGCGAAAAAAGAGGGGAGGAGAGAAAGCAAAAUUAAAAGUCAAGACUGCUUUGUCACUUUUAAACCCAAAAAACUCAAUCUCGAAUUUUUGUUUUCUGUGCAUGCCCAAACUUCGCAAGCUAAUAUGUUGUAUAUGGAUCAGAAGGCUGGGAAGUGUACGACUUGUAAACACCUUUGUAAUAAGUUUUAGCACUUUAUAGCACAACAAUGACAAGAAAACAGCUCGACUAGCUUCAAAACGCAUUUUUCAGCAAAGUCUCCAGGGGCGAAUGGGUUAAUUCACUCCUAGGCUUGACGGCCAAUUGAAUCGAUGUACAGCGCUGAGCUGAAAGUGAUUUGGUCGAUCAGUGACAUCAAUUGGCUGGAAAAGAACCAAUUCCUUGUGGGUUUGCCUUGGUGAAAUGUGAAUUCAAAGUUACACAUUUCAGGGAAAAGCAAGGUUGGAUGGUAAAAAGCCAAACUGAAACACACUUGCAAAAAGCAAAAAUAUCCGAAGACCAAAGACAUAAUAUUAUCAUAAGCUGAAGGCUGUUGUAAAAUCAUCUGUGAAGUGAGACGCCGGCACUGGCAAAUGUUCUUUUAUGUCGAUUUUUGGUGUUCUUGUAGCUACUGGUCCAAAUUGCUUCAUUGUUCUCUGGAAAAUACUUGUACGGUGGAAAUUAAUCUACAAAAGCAUUUCGUGAUCGCCAAAGGGCUGCAAAAAAAAUUUUGUAACCUUGAAAGUGGGUGCAUUUUAAUGUACUCAAGUCUCUUUUCAUGAGUUGCUUUAGAGAGAACUCUCUUGCCCAGCACAGAGCGUUGAACGAACAAUCAGAGGUCCUGUGACAAGGUAUUGGCCUUACCUCGUCUCUCGCCUUUUUGUUAUUUUUAUAUGGGGAUGGAAAACGAACUCAUUACCCAACCCCCAGGCGUCGCAGUUCAUCUGGGCUUUCACCCAAAACCGUCCCAACAUGGCUGAACCCACCAAGGUCCCAACUGGAUAUAGCUUCCAGGGUCAUCAAGGCACACAAACCUCCCCACCAUGUUAACCCUUUAAUCCCUAAGAGUGAUCAGCAUCAAAUUUCUCCUUGUAAUAUGAAUGCUUUGUAGAACAGAGUGGUUAUGAGAAUGAAUUUUCCUGAUAAAAAUUAUUUUAUCAACUUCUCCCCACUACUUCAUUAGGAAAUGAAUAGGAGCAACAAAUGAGAAUUCAGAUUUUGAUCAUAGGGUUUAAAGGGUUAAGGUGCAACAGUUAGGGAGGGACUGUAGUUACUGGACAGCAGAACAAAUGUCUGGAACUGGCCACUUGAAUCAACAAUUUUCUUGUUGAUGGAAAAAAUUAUUGCUGUGAUAGGUUCUCUGUCACUAUUUUUCUACAGUAGAGUUCCAUACACUGUAUUGCAAUUUUAUUCUUUUGUUGAAAUUGUUAUUUUUAUUCAUGUCCAUAGAAUGGUAUUUUGAUUUUGGAUUUGUCAUUCCUUCAUCUACAAACACUUGGCAGUCGCUUAUAGAGGCAGCUCCUGAAUCACAAAUGAUGCCAGCAAACGUUUUAAAGUGAGUAAUCUUGUGUAUGUUGGGAAUCUGAAAAGACCAUUUUACAGCUCCUUGCAGUGAAUGUGAGGUUGAGUUUGACAACGAUGAGAUUUACUUUCUCAAUUUGAACUUAGCUACUUUCCCCUACAGUAUUCAACAUCCAGAAAAUGUGGAUACAUUUUGGCAAAUUGGGCAAGACUAAAUAAACGCAAUUAAGUUUGAAAGAGUGCAAAUUCACUUUUCAAUGGUGAUAUAAUUUCCCUAAUCAUAACUAUAACAAAAUUCUCAAAUCUGAUUGGCUAUCAACUGCCCUGGUUUCAGCCUUGAUAGGACAGUUUAAUUGGACAGUAUGCGCCAUGCCUAAGUAAUUGGAUAGUACGCGCCAUCAUGCGCACGCUUAAUGGCUUUUUUGUUCACUGCUAGCAAAAAUCUUGGAAUGUCUUGUGUUUUGAUUUUAAAAAGAGCUUUAUAUAUCACAAAUUUUGUUAAAGUUAUGAUUAAUUGGUAACAGAACCUCGUGUCGUCCCAUUCGGUCUGUAGUCAUACUCGUGAUUAAACAAAUCGGACUCCCGCUACACGGUUGUCCGAUUUUGUUAAAUCACUUGUAUGAUUACAAACCGAAUUGGACUCCACUCAGUCCUGUUACCAUUACUUAUACCCUGUUGGGCCCAGACUUUUGAUCAAGCAAAUAGGCUAGCAGUCUGUUCCUAAAAAGCUAUAGUAUCAAAAGCAAUUAUUUUAUUUCUUUGUUUCAGUGGCAAUGUGGUAAUUGAAACAAAAUUCUUUGAUGGGGACCUCCUUGUCAGUACGUCAAGAGUGCGAGUUUACUAUGUCUGA